CCAUGUUCUCCCUGUCUAGGCCGACAUCGCAGCCAAGACGACCGAGCUCGGCGGUCAGCACAAAUACGACUUGACACCCGACUGCACCCACUUGAUCGUUGGCGAUUACAACACCGCGAAGUAUCGCCAUGUUGCCAAAGAGCGCCCGGAUGUCAGGGCCAUGGCCGCUGGCUGGGUCGAGGCCGUCCGCGAUUUGUGGGUCCAGGACGCCGAGAUCGACUUUCUCGCGCUGGAGAGGGAAUGGCAGCUGCGCCCCUUCGAGACCGGUGGAUGCGAGCCCGCCCCUGACGGCUCCAAGCUGCAGCGCCGGAGGCUGCUCUGUUGCAUGACCGGCUUCGAGGACCCGGAUGAGCGCCAGCAGAUCAUUGACAAGAUCGAAGCCAACGGCGGGCUGUACACGGGCGACCUGACGAAACGGGUCACCCACCUGAUCGUCCACAAGCCGGAGGGGCGAAAAUACCAGGCCGCGAAGAACUGGGGUGUCACGACUGUCUCGGUAGAAUGGGUCCACGACAGUGUCGAGCGCGGCUUGAUCUUGGACGAGAAGCUGUACGACCCGGUCUUGCCUCGGGAAGAGAGGGGGGUAGGCGCCUGGAACAAGCAGAAAGCGCGUAUUUCGUCGCUUGGCAAGAGACUUAGAGCGCACAAUGCUGCGGGGGAGGAGGGUCAGCGGAAGCUACGCAAGACUGCCAGCAUGAAGUUGAACAGCCAAAGGGACAACCUGUGGGGAGACAUACUAGGCAAACCUCAAGCAUCGGGGCCUACGCCUGCUGCCGUCACCCAGCAAGCUUCGACAAAAGUGGCCGUCCCGCCUGCCGAGCGAACCAGCCAGCCGACCCAGCCGUCAGGAGCCAAGUCGCUGGAGACACAGGACUCGAAGCACUCAUCUUUUGGCGUCUCGGGCCACAACGGCGUCUUCGCGUCUUGCUGUUUCUACAUCCAUGGGUUCUCACCAGCCAAGACCGAGAUCCUCGUCAACGUCGUCGCGUCAUUGGGUGGGCUAGUCUGCCACUCCCUCGACGAGGUGGUCUCGACAUCGGGAGCCCAGCUGGCUCACCGGUUCCUCAUCGUGCCGCAAACCUCUGCCGCGGAUACCCAUCCCCGGGUACCUGAAAAUGUGCACGUCAUCACGGAAUUUUACAUUGAGAGGUGUAUGCACAAGAAGUACUUCUUCGAUCCAACCCAACAUAUCAUAGGGCGCCCCUUCCCCGUCUUUCCGAUCUCGGGGUUCGAAACCCUGUCCAUAUGCACCGCCGGCUUUACCGGAGUCGAUCUCAACCAAGCUGACAAGUCCAUACGCCAGCUGGGCGCCAAGUAUGAGGAGAGGUUUACACCCAAUGCUUCUAUCUUGGUGUGCACGUCUCUGUCAGCGGUGCGGAAGCAGAAGCUCGAGCUGGCCCUCGCUUGGAAAGUACCCGUCGUCCGUGCUGACUGGCUGUGGGAAUGCAUUUCAACGGGAUACAUGGUUCCGAUCGCUGGGUUUCUAUUUCCAGAGUUGAAGCAGAAGCUCGAGGGUCCGAAACUGCAAACGCAAGGUAGCGAAAAGCAGAAAAGCAAGGACAGUACCCGAGGAAAUCAGCACAAAUCCUCGAGCAACGAACGGAUAGACGAAGACCUGCUCCCCAAGGCGGCGACGACCAGAUCGAAACAACAUCGUGACCUGGACGAGUCGGCAUUUGUGACCGCCAAAGAACAGGUCGACGACUCAGCCCGGCGUCGGAAGGACCCUCCCACCGAGCACGACUCGAAUACUACCGCCAUUACCCACUUCGAGACCGCUCCCACGCACGUCUUUCCCACAGACGACUUCAACGCCAGUUUUGGGAAGAAGAAUCCUCCCCCUCCGGGAGCUCCGCUCUCAGAAACAUCCUCUAACUCUCUGAACAAAUCCCCCACUACGCCGCGCAAACCAAUGCGUCGGGUAGCAAGCGAGGUUGCAGACUCGGAAGCCGCCGAUGGCGACGUCGGCCAGCUGGGCGACGACCCAGCCCCAGAAAACGAGGAGAACGCGGAGAAGCAGCCACAACAACAGCAAGUGGCAGCAGGGGGGAGUCCAGAUCCAGAAGCCGACCAGAAACGGGCCGAAGCCGAGAAAGCAGCAGCCGAGCGCCUCGCCAUUUCCUCCAAGCUCGUCACCUCCCUCCUGGACACCACCGCGUCGGCCCUCGCCGGCGCCGCGACCGCCCCGCUGCCCAUGCCCGACGCCAGCGGGGGCGGGGGCGGCGAGGACACAGCGGGCCGCCCAAAGCGGCGCAAACGCAACAUCCUUGGCCGCGCCAUCAGCAACGCGUCGGCCGCGAGCAGCACGAGCAACGGCGGCGACUCAGCCACGGGGCCGACCGCCGUCGCUACUACACUCGCUGCUGCCACGGCCAUAUCUGACGUGGCGGCGGGUGCAAGGGGCGGAGGGGGAGGCGAUCAGAAGGAUGUGCCCCCGCCCGCGACGCAGCUGGAGUACGAAGACCCGGAGGCGACGCGUUACAAGGAGCAGCUGAUGAGGAGGAUGCUCGGGACUGCUGCUGCUGCCGCCGGCAAAUCGGAGACGGAGGCCGGGGCGUCGUGGUCUUUUGCGAGGCAGGAGAAGUUGACGCUGGCUGAGAUGGGGGGUUACGAUGUGCUGCAGCAGCGGUAUGAUGCGGUUGCUGGCGCGGGGAGGAGAACCAGGCGGCGAUGAACGGAUGGGUAAAGGCACACAGUUGCGAACGUGG
Thermothielavioides terrestris NRRL 8126 is the source of this 2708-nucleotide messenger RNA. RefSeq lists its product as uncharacterized. The transcript has a single exon. NCBI's taxonomy places the organism in Eukaryota, Fungi, Ascomycota, Sordariomycetes, Sordariales, Chaetomiaceae. Gene Ontology annotation, biological process: mitotic G2 DNA damage checkpoint signaling; mitotic DNA replication checkpoint signaling; DNA replication initiation. The record is from RefSeq and is a predicted model, not a curated record. Bases 161 to 2674 code for a protein of 837 amino acids.